Dermochelys coriacea (leatherback sea turtle) is the source of this 4273-nucleotide messenger RNA. It is a transcript of the gene FOXL2, whose product is annotated as forkhead box L2. The record is from RefSeq and is a predicted model, not a curated record. Gene Ontology annotation, molecular function: DNA-binding transcription factor activity, RNA polymerase II-specific; RNA polymerase II cis-regulatory region sequence-specific DNA binding. The transcript has a single exon. The coding region runs from base 468 to 1373 and encodes 301 amino acids. Gene Ontology annotation, biological process: regulation of transcription by RNA polymerase II; anatomical structure morphogenesis; cell differentiation. Lineage: Eukaryota; Metazoa; Chordata; Testudines; Dermochelyidae.
AACGUUUAAUUUAAAUUUACAUGGCCAUUUGAUUUUUUUCAGUUGAAUACCCACUCUUUCUCUCCUUUUGCUAAGUAAGGCUAAUCACUGGGGUUUAAUUAUGAAUUAGAAAUGAACUCGACCAUGCCUCGCUGGCUCCCCCGCUAUAGGAGAAAGGGUUCCUGACGAAAGCGGAACUUACAAAUCAGAAAAGAGCAAGUCCUUGAGUGCAUUGGAAAUCUGAGCCUCCGGAGCUAGAGACGCUUUGCUGCCUCUUGAAAAACAGGCAGGGCUCAGAGAGAAACUUUCCCAGCUCCUAAGGGAAAGGGGCUUUGAGUAUCAGCUGGCUCUGGGCGCAAGUUUGAUCCAAAUCCAUACCAAGAAGGGACUGACUCUGAGCCUCUGCCUGUGGGAUUGGGCUUCGAGGCGCUCAGCAAGCAGGAAAGCUGGUUCUUUUCCCCCUGGGAAGAAGAGUGGACUUGGGUGCCAUGAUGGCCAGCUACCAGGACGCCGAGGAGGACCCCGUAGCCCUGCUGGCUCACGACCCCAACGCCAGCAAGGAGGCCGAGCGAGCCAAGGACGAGCUGAGCCCGGAGAAGGGGGCCGAGAAGCCGGACCCCUCUCAGAAGCCCCCCUACUCCUACGUGGCUCUGAUCGCCAUGGCCAUCCGGGAGAGCGCGGAGAAGCGGCUCACGCUGUCCGGCAUCUACCAGUACAUCAUCAGCAAGUUCCCCUUCUACGAGAAGAACAAGAAGGGCUGGCAGAACAGCAUCCGCCACAACCUGAGCCUCAACGAGUGCUUCAUCAAGGUGCCCCGCGAGGGCGGCGGCGAGCGCAAGGGCAACUACUGGACGCUGGACCCGGCCUGCGAGGACAUGUUCGAGAAGGGCAACUACCGGCGGCGGCGGAGGAUGAAGAGGCCCUUCAGGCCGCCCCCGACCCACUUCCAGCCGGGCAAGAGCCUCUUCGGCAGCGACAGCUACGGCUACCUCUCCCCGCCCAAGUACCUGCAGUCCGGCUUCAUGAACAACUCGUGGCCGCUGGCCCAGCCGCCCGCGCCCAUGCCCUACGCCUCCUGCCAGCUGGCCGGCGGCAACGUCAGCCCCGUCAACGUGAAAGGACUGUCGGCCCCGGCCUCCUACGGCCCCUACUCCCGGGUGCAGGGCAUGGCCCUGCCCGGCAUGGUGAACUCCUACAACGGCAUGAGCCACCACCACCACCACCCGCAGCAGCUCAGCCCCGCCAGCCCCGCGCCGCCUGCCGCCCCGGCCCCCAACGGAGCCGGCCUCCAGUUCGCCUGCGCCCGCCAGCCCGCCGAGCUCUCCAUGAUGCACUGUUCCUAUUGGGACCACGACAGCAAACACAGCGCCUUGCACUCCCGGAUAGACAUCUAGAGACCCCCGCCCUCCUGUCUCUCUGUCUCUUGUUUCUCCUCUGUAGUGGCGGAUUUGUCUAAAGUGCUCUCUGUGCCAAAAAUGGGUACAGCGGGAAAAUGUAAGCCCUGCUCCGCGUUUGGUUGAAGUCAGUGUAAGUGUUGAACUUUAAAAACCCUCUAGCUGCAGCGAGAGAUCUGCGUGAUCCUGUUUGAGUGUAAGGCUAUCAAGCGAUGGCCGGUUUGUCUGAUUUAUAACAAGGGGUGGGGGAGAGACUGACUUAAAAAGAAAAAAAAAGCAUGCCAUUACAAAUAUACAGUUUUGUCCUCAAACGUAUGCGCCACUUUGUAAUUUGGCACUAUUAUUUUUGGGCGUUGAGGAAAGUAAACUGAGGGGGGAGGGGGGGGGAAUAGAAAAACCACCAAUUCGAUCUCCGCUAAUUGUAGAUUUGUUGCGGGGACAGGCCUAUCCGCUGCGUAUCACAGGACUUGUAUAGUCUGGAAAGAAUUGCACUUCUUCAAAGUUCUGUCCUUGUGUCAAAAGAGUACUUACUUGGGGACUGUUUUUAAAGCAGAACACAUGCCUACAUUUCAUAGCAAUGCUGUUGAUAUUUGAAACAAACAAAAAAUAGCAAGAGUAACUUGUGAAAUAUGUCGGCAGUGAUAUAGAUAUAUGUAUAUUAAAGUAGAAAACGUCCUGUGAGGUCUUAAGAGUAAUUUUAUACAGGUCUAAAAUAAUAUUUUGAAGUUAUAAGAAAAAAGACGGUUUCCUAUAAUAAUUGGGAUUUUUUUCCAUGCGCAUUAUUAUUAUUAUUAUUAUUAAAUAAAAGUUAAAUUUUAUCUUCAUAUUUUUGACCAAAAACCUCCUGGCCCCAAAUUUGGCAGGUUCUGCGUUUAACUGCUCCGCAUCUUUCUUACAAAGUUUUGGUCCUCCGACUUUAAAUAGAUUAAUGUGAAAAACAUAGAUGUUUAUAAAUAUUGGGGCCAGUUCAUAGCGAUUUUAUAAAUAUUUCUGUAAGCUGAUAGAUACUAUGGCAUAGUACCAUUUUUGGGACCAACUUUUCUAGAGUAAACUAGCACUUUUAUUGUAUUUUCUAGCAUUGUAAAGUCUCCAAUAAAAUUUUUUUCUUUCUUUUAAUAUUGUUUUAUUUUCCUUCAGUCCUGCGUGCUCCACUGCUGAUAUGCAAAUUCAUUGAGAGAUUCAGUGCAAAAUAUUUUAAUUGGCUUGAAUAGUUGCAGAGAUUCCUAACAUUCUAAAAUAAAAUGCAAAAAUUGGGAUGUGAUUUGGUAUAGCAUAGUGUAUAAAAAUACGCAUCUAGAUAGACAUGUGUGUAGGGUAGAUACAGUUUAUAUGCAGAUUACCCACGCUUGAUAUUUUUAUUCCAAGUCUAAAUAAUUGAAAUGUUCUAAGCAGCCAAAACUUAAUAAUUCUGUUUUUAAAAUAUACUGAAGGCAGUCUUUCUUUUCGUUGUUGUCAUGCAGAAAUAUUAAACUUUAGUCUCUUCCCUAUGACCAGAGUCCGAUCCUGCACUCCUAACGCAGACAAAACUCCACCUAAAGUUCUUUAGCUUCAUUUGGAGUUUUGUCUGAAUAAUGAUUGCCAGAUUCGGCCUUAAAGGGUAUUAUGUUUUCACAAAGCCAGUCAUUUUGAGCCACUCCAAAUUAUCUACCAGAACAGAGUAACAAUUGCUUUGCUUUCACUGCUCUUCUGCGAUCAUAUUUGCAGAGGUAGAUAAUACGGAUUUCGUGUUCUCUUUUGCAGCUGUGGUAAUGUAGGGAAUAAACAGCUGUGCUAUUUGGAUUAAACCAAUAACAAGUUCGAACCCCCGUUUGACUCCUUCCUCUUCUGCUAAAGGUACCAAUUCCAUAAAGGAAAACUACACUGCUUGCAUAACUGAUAAACAUAACAAUUCAAAAAGCUAUUAAAUUAUUCUGGAGACGUGUCAGAAUUGUUUUGUUAUUGGAAGGUACUUGGAAAGCAUACCCUCUUUAAAAUACUGUGCAUUCUUAACAUGCCCGCUGUUUGUUGUGACUUAGAAAGCAUCUAAACAGCAAUUCAGUAAUGCAAAUAAUAUUAUCUGCGGUGGCAGCUGCAUUACUCAAAAUGUUAUAAGGUGGCAGUGCAUCCUUUUUUGUAACCCCAGGCAUCCGAAUUUUAUUUGUCCUCGCAACCUGUCUCUAUAGUAUUUACUCUACGAUGUUGGUGGUUAUGUUAGCAGCUGUUUCUGGGCCUUGACUUUGCUUUAAAAUCUGCCUGUACUUACUGGUGACAGACACCUUCCUUGGUUAUACAAUAUAUUCUUGAGAGUUAAAUGGAGACUGAGCAAAGAAAUUCUUGAGCAGGAUAAAGUUACUUCCCAUCAAUUUCUAAUUAAUGAAAGACCAUGAAUGCAUAGUGCAGUGAAGAUAUAGGAGGUUAGUUUUGUCAUUGUUUUAUUAGAUCUGUUAUUCCUACCGGUAGUAAUGGGGUCCCUUCCUCUCUCCCCUUUCCAAUUUAAUGGGAUCUCCUUAGCACGAAAGGAAUAAUGUAGAUAGGUAAAUCAGGGCGACUGAAAAGUGUCCAUAACCUGGCUUGUUUGUGUUAGUGACUAUCCUCAUUUUAAAACCUACAGUUUGUUUUUAAAAACUAGGUGUUUUCAAAAUCCUCUCCUUUCUUGAUCGGGGGAAAACAAAAAACAACAACAACAACAACAAAACCCAACCCCGACUGAAAGCUUGACUGCACGCAGAAAUGCUGUAAUAAUCCUUAUACUAAACAGGUCAGGGUUAAAUGAUAAGAGAUUCAUAUAAUUAGAUACAAUUUCACAACAGAACAUAGGUAUAAAUUAUUAUUUUAUUAUAUGUGUGCAAUUUUAAACUAGUGAGGGUUGGAGUGUGACAAAUUAUGCAGGUAUGUCCCAAAACUACAUUAUUGGGGACCGA